AUGUUUUGGCCGGUGCACAGUACAUUGGCGCUCGCCCUACUAGGCGUUUUGCUUCUCCUAGUGCCGCAGCCCGCCGUCUCUGAUACCUCAGAGUAUCACCAAGUCGUAAGCGACAGCGAUGGCGUCCGCAUUCCGCUAGAGGUGUACAAGGACUACGCGCGCGACUUUCGCGUCCACCCCAAUAGCUCCUAUGCCAAAGCCUGCAUGUUUGAUGUUGGACCCGACCAUUAUGACCUUCGAGUCCUUGGGGGAAACUAUGAAGCUAAAGUUCACCUCAAGGAUGGCACCAGCACCCAGUUUCGCCUCAGCCUAUGCAUCGAGCCGCGCCGCUGUAACGGUGCUGAUAAUGCUGCCGUCUGUCAACAUACGCGCUACGUGCAAGACGGCGUGGCCCUCGCCUUCAUCGAGAACACGGCUGGCCUUUUGCCCAUGGUUUCCAACAUGACCAUGCAAGUUGCCCCGACCACCGACAGCAACUAUCCCAGCUCUUUCGAUGGCCACGACCCCUCUCUCACCUUUGGAUACCCCAUUGAUAAUUUUCUGGAUUACCACACGCACGACGGCCUGAAAUUUGUCUACGCCCAGGGAGCCUACGCAUCCAUUCUGUCCGAAGUACAAGAGGCCACCCAACUCGUGGAGUUUCUCGUUGGGGCCGCCCCUGCCACCGAGCUGAGCGACGCCAUCCUGAAUGCCACAAAGGAAAUUGAAGAACACAUCAAGCAAUCGUCUGCAAUAACGAUUGUCGAUGUGCGUUGCGCUCCUGAUGUGGAUGGCGAUGAGCCAAUUAUUCAAUUCCUCGGCGAAGUCGAUUUCAAAGAUGGCACCUGGGACGGCCUGCCACCUAGUAACCUCACACCCCCUGCUUUUACCCACGCCUUUGGCGUCAUGCUCAUGCACAAGUGUGCUUGCGCCAACAGCUCGUGCGCCCCACCGACCCUUGAAAAGGAGCCACGGGAAUGUGUCGACUUUUGGGAGCAGUACCUUCAGCGCAACAUCCCAGCCGUCGUUAUUUUCAUCCUCAUUGCUCUUUUUGAGCGUCGCCGAUCCGGACCGGGCCAAGAUGUUUGUGUCGUUAUGUUUACGGCUGCAUCUUCGGGGGAUUUUCCUCAAUUGCUUUUCAUGACGUCGUUUCUUCUCGGUACGCUGUUUUAUCCUGUCGCUAUCUGCCACAAUUCCGAGAAUCACCUCUUGGGCAGUGCAUUGGGCAGCAUCUACUGCAUCCUCUGCACGUGGGUCUACUUGAGCACGGUUGAUUGUUCUUUCAAAACGGGACGAGCCUACCCAGAUGGUGCCAUCAUGAUGCCCACCUUGGUUUGUUUGGUUUUGCUGCUGGGCUACUUUUUGGGUCUGUUCUACGUCAAGGUCAAACAGCUCGUUUCGACCAUCAGUCGCGGCUUGCGUGCGCGCCGUCGACGCCGCCUGCUAACAGAUGCCAAGUGGCGGGGAUGGCGUUCGGAGCUCUGGAAGGCUUGUCGCCGCGAGCGCGACCCCCUGGAGUUUGUCUUCUACGAGACGCGAGUGCGGGAGCUAACACACAGUGCUCGACGACAGGAGCGCGAUCGCCUCAAGUCGAAUCGCCCCGCACGGUCGGCCUGGUCGUGGUGGUUCAUUACUAAGGACGGAUUGCGGUUCAUUGUGCACAAAAUCUACGAACCCGUGACCUACUUUCGGUACAGUCCGCGCAUCGUGUCGAUGGCGAUGGUUGCCACCUUUUUGCUCUUUGAGGUAACCGUACACUGGAGCACCGAGGUUAAAAAGUUUGCUGCGUUUGUCCACACGGUUGUGGACGGUUUGCACUGCGAGCCCUUGGGCGCAGGCAUGUCUGCAGUUGACAUCUUUUCGCCCAUCACCCCGACGAGUCUCAAGCCCAUGCUCCAGCUCAUCCCGGGUUUCGAGGUGGCUGUGGAGGUUUACAUUCCCUGCAAAACCAACUUUAUCAUCGAGAAUGCCGUCUACUGGUCAUUUCUCACGGCUGGACUUGUGUCCUGCGUGGUCCACUGGAUGUUUCUUCUCCACAUGAUGAUGUGCUACCGCAAGCACUUGCGCUUCUUGCCCGCACGAAGUCGCAACCGCGCCUUUGCCAUUGUCGAUGCUCUUCGCUACGCUGGCUACCAGAUUGCUUACCUUCUUUCUGGAUGGUUCAUCUUGACCAUUGUUAUCUGCCUCGUGUUUCUCUUCAUUGCCUUUGCGCAUGGCUUGCUUAUUCGCCUCAACAACCUGAACUUUUGUGUGCAGAUUGUAUUGCCUAUCUUGGACAUUUACGAUGAUUGGUUUUUCAAGCCGAUUCUUUACGCUCAAAUCUGGGUCAUUCUGAUCCCAUUGACGUUUUAUAUUCUGCAGGUUUUGUCCGUGUACAUCUUUUUCCAGUCUGGGCAGUCCUUUGUCAUUGUCAAUCAACGCAUCUUCCACAAUGUCGACUUUUUUGUAUUUUUCAUCAACAUUUUUGUCGGUCUAUACUCGUUUAUCAUUCGCAUCAUUCUCAACGUACUCUUUGGCUUGCUGUGGAUCAGUCGUCUCGACAAGAAUAUGAUGACGCGCGGUUACGAGUUCAUUGACCCCGGCUAUCGCACCUAUCUCGGCUUUCUCGAGCUGGAUUACCAUUAUUGCAACCCGGUCAUGGUAACUUUUGCUUCCAUGCUGUCCAAUAUUCAAGCAGACAACAAGAAGAGUCAAAAGCUUUUCUACCUUGACUUUUUGGACCACGAGCGUUCUCUGCGCCCCGGCGACGAGAACUCGGAUAGCGUGGCGCUCUUGGCCGUCUCUUCGCAUGAUCGGUUUCGCGACGCACGAUCCGAGGAAGAGGAAUGGGAGCCGCCGCAGUCAGCACAAUCAGCCCUCUCCUUCACACAUUUGCUCAAUGAUGAUGCGGUCAAGGCGGAGGCAGAAUAUCGCUGGGGGCUCAUGCGAGCCAAGCAGCGGCGCAGAAACUUGGUGCGCAAUCGCUGGGCCCUCUUUUACACGUUGGUGAACAAUCCACAGCUGCGUGACUGCCGAAAAAUGAGCAGUCGGCGCCGGCGCAAAGCCUCCCUGCGGACUCGCUCCAGCGAGGUUUGGCACGUCCAGCAGCUCCAUCAGCAACUCCAAGAGGAGGAAGCGCAAGCCAGUCGAGCUGGUCACCGUUGUUUGCACUGCGGGCACGCCUGCCGGGCGCCUCUGGAACUGGACAGCAGCGUCGGCGAAUCACACACAGAGGGCAAUGUCAGUGUGAUCAAUGCCAGGCCCGUCUCUGUGGAGCAAGGUGUGCCUGUGGAGUUGGUCAAUGGCCCGCCUCUUUCGGCCAUGUCUGGCGUCUUUAUUGACCGCUGGGCGGACCUGCACGGUGGGCCAGAGUAUCAAGACAUGGAACCUGCAGAAACGGCCAUGGAUGCGUUACAACCUACGCUCAUUAAUACGGGUCGAACGUCGCGCUUGAAGCUGCGACUGGGUUCAGCUUCCUCCACACCAGGCACACGCAGCCCCACGUCCCCCAUGUGGGGGGGCGGCGAUGCAGAGGCUCAAGGUGAACAAAAUUUGGCUCCAACCCUCGAUGGCGCAGGCGUGACGAGAGCGCUUAUGGCUCCGGAUGCUGUGCAACUCUCUCAAAUGCCCCUCAUGGGCAUGGAUCAGGUGCAUCUCAACAACUCGGCAUUGGCUGCGCGGCGUCGGCGCACGGUUGGGCCCCAUGAAGGUGAAGCAGCCGCGGCAGCCCUGGAUAGUACGCCUCAUGCACGUCGAUUGCCUGGAUCUGGGACCUUGACUCUCAGCAAUGGCGUGGUGGCAAGGUCGGCACAACGAGGCCGCUCUGCCACCGCACAGGAUGAAAGCAGCGAAGUUGGGAUGCGCCGCAGCCCGCUGCGUAGCCCAGAGCGGCCGGCUUUGGCCACCAACAUCAAAUUUGUGCCUGGGCAUUAUCGAUUGCCGAGUUUUGAACCCGAUUGGUCUGCAUUUCCUCCACCGCGUGAAGCUCAUGGUGAUGAUGAUGCCGAUGAUCAUGGCGAUGAGUGA
Messenger RNA from Monosiga brevicollis MX1, 3984 nucleotides. RefSeq lists its product as uncharacterized. Gene Ontology annotation, cellular component: plasma membrane. The record is from RefSeq and is a predicted model, not a curated record. The coding region runs from base 1 to 3984 and encodes 1327 amino acids. Gene Ontology annotation, molecular function: signaling receptor activity; retinol transmembrane transporter activity. Gene Ontology annotation, biological process: vitamin A import into cell. Lineage: Eukaryota; Choanoflagellata; Craspedida; Salpingoecidae. The transcript is spliced from 20 exons.